Messenger RNA from Choloepus didactylus (southern two-toed sloth), 1101 nucleotides. Its product is annotated as ral guanine nucleotide dissociation stimulator-like. The transcript has 6 exons. NCBI's taxonomy places the organism in Eukaryota, Metazoa, Chordata, Mammalia, Pilosa, Megalonychidae. Bases 1 to 1101 code for a protein of 366 amino acids. The record is from RefSeq and is a predicted model, not a curated record.
AUGCCCGUGAUGCUGGUGGUGCCGGAGGUGCUGAGGCAGAGCUGCCUGCGAUGCCGGCGGUGCCAAGCCAGAGCUGCCCGUGAUGCUGGUGGUGCCGAGCCAGACCUGCCCACGCGUGCAAACACACCGGCACACAGGAGGGUGCAGAACAGCCUGGAGCGCACCCCCAAGGAACGGGUUUUGGAUAAGCUCAUGGAGCUGCUGGUGCUGGCCGUGCAGGAGGGUGACCGAGUCUACGUGACCAACUUGCUAAUAAAUUACCGGGGCUUCCUCUCCAUUGAAGAAGUCCUCGACCAGGUUUCCAAAAGAGGAGCUUUCAGAUCCCAUCUUCAUGGACCUUGUCUUCGAGAUAUGCGGAUUACUGCAGUUUUGGUGAUGGGGAUGGAGGAGGCCAGGAAGGCUUCAAAAAGAACCCCGACCCGGGAGGUGGUCGUCAGAGGGCAGUGUGGCCCGAAGGGCCGUUCCCCUCACCCUGCUGCCCACCCGUCCACCCCCAGCUCCAUCUCCUGCCUCCUACUCACCUGGCUGGAAGAGCUGCCGGCUGAUUUCUGCCAGCACCCAGGCGUUCCCUGCCUCAAACAGCUGGUGGUGCUUGCACAGGUCGCCCUGCCUGGGUCUGCCCUGGAGAGGCAUGCUCAGGACCUCCUUUCUCUCCUGGAGCCCGCGGAGCCCAGUGAGACCGCGACAGAGGCUCCCGUGUUAGACCCAGAGGUGAAAACCAGCUCAGUGCCCCCUGCGGAGCCAGUUCCAUCAAUGGCACUGCCUCCAGUGCCACAUGCAGUGGCAGAGCCACUGCAGGCUCGAGAACUCCAGCCUCCUACUCCUGCAACGUUCAUCCCACGUCUGGAGUUGGAGGCAACUCUGAAGCCACCUGCUGUGCCACCUCCAGAGGUUGCAAUAUCACCGGCUGCAGCGUCACUGACAGAGCCGGCAGUAGCUCUGAGGCCACCUCUACUGCCAGAGGUCGAGGCAUUUACGGCACCUGAUGUGGAGCCAUCCUCCUCACCAGCAGACACCCCGUCGCCAGAGCUGGAGGCAGGUCCGUUGCCACGUCCAGAGGUGGUGACCUUCCCAACUGAGGAGCUGGAGCCGGUUAACUGA